AUGAUAACAAGGAGUAAGCAUGGAAUCUGGAAGCCGAAAGUUUACAACGUUGCAAGUUCAGAUCGAGAACCAACAAGUAUAACAGAGGCCCUGAUGAGUCCUCAUUGGAAAGAAGCUGCACAAGCAGAGUUUGAUGCCCUGGUAAGGAAUGGCACAUGGACUCUAGUUCCUCUUCCUAGAGAUAGGAAGGCAGUAAACUGUAAAUGGAUUUUUCGAGUAAAGAGAAAUGUUGAUGGCUCGAUAUCAAGGUAUAAAGCGCGUUUGGUGGCCAAAGGUUUUCUUCAAAAACCAGGAAUUGACUUUGAUGAAGUCUUCAGUCUGGUGGUUAAGCCUACAACGAUCAGGGUGAUCAUUUCCUUGGCGUUGUCACAAGGAUAG
This is a messenger RNA of Hibiscus syriacus, 378 nucleotides long. RefSeq lists its product as uncharacterized. NCBI's taxonomy places the organism in Eukaryota, Viridiplantae, Streptophyta, Magnoliopsida, Malvales, Malvaceae. Bases 1 to 378 code for a protein of 125 amino acids. The transcript has a single exon. The record is from RefSeq and is a predicted model, not a curated record.